AUGGAGCGGCGCGUGUGGUACCAGUUUCCGGGUAGGACGGCGGAUUUCGUUGACCUAGUCGAUGGUGUUCACAGCAUUGGUGACUUUCGAGGGGCUCUCUUCACUGCUUGUCCGCAAAUUUUGGGCCGCGUGUACCACGAUGAAGUGAAAGUGUACGAGUCUCUGGCUUUGGCUGAAGAAAAGAGGCCUCUCGAUUUCUCGAGGAAAGUGGAUGGCCUUGGAGUAGCCGAAAAGCAGCCUCUUAGAGUGGAGUUUGAUCCGCCGGCCCCCUUUCCGCUAGUGCAGAUCAUCCAAGACGGUUUGAGACUUGAAGUGCCUCAUCUAGAGCGAAAGGAGCUGCUGGAGAGAAUCUACGCGGGCUUGGAGGCGCCGCACAACCGGUUCGUCGUCUUGUCAUCCCGUGAAGGCUCGGGGAAGACGUCGCUGCUGCAGCUCUUCGCUCAGCGCUACUCACAUCUGAACUGUGUAUCGGUCUCGUUCGCUCGCGAUCUCUCCGCCAAUUCAAUUCUGCGCCGGCAAGGAGAAGUCGACAUCUACCAGCAAGAGUCCACGCUGAGGGCCGACCAAGAGCACGUGAUCAUGAUCGACUUCGCAGAGAAGAAGUUCGACGACAAUCUGUACUGGGAAGCUUUGGUUGACGCAGCUUCGACGUGGCUGCCACCGAAUAUUCGCUUUAUCAUAUCGGUGACGCAUACUCUGGACUACGGAGUGGAGAGCCCAAAGGUGUUGAAGCCAAUGAUGACAUUCGGACGGAGCGAUUUCCUGUUGAGUGACGACGAAGCGCGGACGUUUCUGACGAUGCCAGCGAUCGGAUUGCCCGCCCAAAUGCAAAAGCCCAACUUGAUCCAGAUUUUGGUGCGUGAGGCUGACGGACUUAUCAGUGCGUUGCGAGUUUUUAUUGACGAGGUGGUGAUCGCGUUCGGCAGGACUGCUUCGCCAUCGGAGGCCGAGUUGAUCACAGUGUGUUUAUCUUUUCAUACCCUGGGCCACAUGUUGCGGUGCUAUGGCAAACUCAUUGAGCCAGCCAGUCUCUCACUCAAACAGUUUUUGAUAAAAUGUUUUGUUCUGGCUCCGGCUCCUGUGCCGUUGAGGCCGAAGCUGGAGAAAAAGCUGUCGAAUAAACGCAACAAGUGCUUGAUAACGCUGAAGAAAGCUGGGGUGGGGUUCCCCUCGAAGUUGGAACGAAGCACGUGA
Molecule: messenger RNA, 1194 nt
Organism: Phytophthora sojae
Lineage: Eukaryota; Oomycota; Peronosporomycetes; Peronosporales; Peronosporaceae
Exons: 1
Coding region: 1-1194 (397 amino acids)
Source: RefSeq, a predicted model, not a curated record